Pocillopora meandrina is the source of this 444-nucleotide messenger RNA. The record is from the annotation of a GenBank genome assembly. NCBI's taxonomy places the organism in Eukaryota, Metazoa, Cnidaria, Anthozoa, Scleractinia, Pocilloporidae.
AUGGAUAAAGUCCUCAGGCCCGAGAGAUUCAGCGCCGAUCCAAGCACGUCUGGAGCAUCAAAAUCGUGGAUUCACUGGCGUCGAACCUUCGAAAAUUUCCUCGCCGUAUUGACGGAAGAAGGCCUCGAUAAAUUUGGAGUCCUGACAAAUUUUAUUUCGCCUGCGGUAUUCGAAUAUGUAGAAGAAUGUGCCGACUACGAAUCUGCAAUCGAAACUCUUCAAAAUAUUUUCGUGAAGCCGACGAACGAAAUCCACGCCAGACACGUGCUCGCUACCAGACGACAACAGGUUGGUGAAACUCUAGACGAAUAUCUUCAAGCGCUCAAAACUCUCGCCAAAGACUGCAACUUUCAAUCUGUCACCGCUGCCAAAUAUUGUGAGGAAUAUAUACGGGAUGCUUUCAUUACGGGCUACAUUCUAACCAAAUACGCCAAAGGCUACUAG